AUGUUGGUGUCCUGGGACCUCUUGAAGAUGCUGCCCAGGCUUCUUGUCUUCUUGUCUGCUCUGAGUCUCAUGGCCUGUGGUAAUCUUACCAUAAUUUCCCGAAAAGAAUGGGGAGCAAGUUCACUCACCUGCAGAGUCCCGUUGAGCCUGCCUGUGCCCUAUCUCAUCAUAGAGCAUGUUACCAGGAUGCAAUGCCAUGAUCAGAUCACCUGCAGCCAGGUGGUACGGGUCCUACAGUCCCAUUAUAUCCACAAUAAAGGCUGGUGUGACGUGGCCUUCAACUUUCUAGUUGGGAAUGAUGGCAAUGUGUAUGAAGGUGUCGGGUGGCAUGUCCAAGGCUUGCACACUCAAGGCUACAAUAAUGUUUCCCUGGGCAUUGCCUUCUUCGGAAGCAAGAUAGGAAGCAGACCCAGUCCUGCUGCUUUAUCAGCUACAGAGGACUUGAUCUUCUUUGCCAUCCAAAAUGACUACCUGUCACCCAAGUACUUUCAGCCAUUUCUCUUAAAGGAAGAGACCUGUUUGGUUCCGCAGCACUCAGAGACACCCAAAAAAGCAUGCCCCAAUAUCACACCACGGUCUGUUUGGGAAGCCAGAGAGACACACUGCCCUCAAAUGAACCUUCCAGCCAAAUUUGUCAUCAUCAUCCACACUGCUGGGGGAAGCUGCAAUGAGUCUGCGGAGUGCUUGGUUCGUGUGAGAGACAUACAGUCCUUUCACAUAGACAAACAAGAUUUCUGUGACAUUGCAUAUCACUUUCUAGUGGGCCAAGAUGGUGGAGUAUAUGAAGGAGUUGGCUGGAAUAUUGAAGGUUCUCAUACCUAUGGAUACAAUGAUAUUGCUCUAGGAAUUGCCUUCAUAGGAAACUUUGUAGAAAAGCCUCCAAAUGAAGCUUCACUGGAGGCGGCCCAGAGCCUGAUCCAGUGUGCUGUGGCCAAAGGAUACCUGACCUCCAACUACCUGCUUAUGGGCCACAGUGAUGUGUCCAACAUCCUGUCCCCUGGACAGGCAUUAUACAACAUCAUCAAGACGUGGCCUCACUUCAAGCACUGA
Messenger RNA from Apodemus sylvaticus (European woodmouse), 1050 nucleotides. RefSeq names its product peptidoglycan recognition protein 3. The transcript has 7 exons. NCBI's taxonomy places the organism in Eukaryota, Metazoa, Chordata, Mammalia, Rodentia, Muridae. Gene Ontology annotation, molecular function: N-acetylmuramoyl-L-alanine amidase activity; zinc ion binding. The record is from RefSeq and is a predicted model, not a curated record. Gene Ontology annotation, biological process: peptidoglycan catabolic process. Bases 1 to 1050 code for a protein of 349 amino acids.